Tilletiaria anomala UBC 951 is the source of this 708-nucleotide messenger RNA. RefSeq lists its product as uncharacterized. The coding region runs from base 1 to 708 and encodes 235 amino acids. The transcript is spliced from 2 exons. The record is from RefSeq and is a predicted model, not a curated record. NCBI's taxonomy places the organism in Eukaryota, Fungi, Basidiomycota, Exobasidiomycetes, Georgefischeriales, Tilletiariaceae.
AUGUCAAGGAGCUGCUUAACACUAGACCCACAGGAUGGUACACAGCCGGAUGUAGAGCGAUGCGACGUGACAGAGGACUUGAAUGACAUCCUACCUCUUUGCACCGCGCUCGUUCCUGCCGAACGACCGACAUACGUCGACAAGGCAGAGGCCAAGGCCGAGGCGUGCAGCGGCACCAGCACUGAUUGCGCAAAAAUCACAGAAUGGACUCGCGAGACGCCGGCGCAUGCGUUGCUCGAUCUCUCCAGCCAAAUCGGAGGAAAAGUUAGAUGGCCUGUUAAGGUGGUGCAGUGGAGUAGAAUCCAGCAGGCUGGUGACUUGAGCAGUAGUCCAUCAAUCGAGGCUCAGCUCGAAGUCCUCUCCGCUCUCGCGCGCUACUUCGCGCACCUCGACGCGCUGCGCUCGACGCAAGUAGAUGCUAUAGACGACGACAACGACGCUGUGAACGAAGCGAGCGAAGAGCUGAACUGCUCCUGCUCCUUGCGCUUCACGCUCAACCCGAAACGCCUUGCGCAAUAUUACGAACAGCCGCUGUCAGCAAAGUUUGCACGGCGGGUAGCACAAAAUCUACUCGAGCUAAACGAGCAGAUCAGCCGUAAAGCGAAGCAUGUCGUUGCUGGCCUGAAGGCGUACUUCACCAAGGAGGAGACCAGCAAAGGUAGAUCAGUCGCUGUGCCUAAUCCGGAGACCUAUUUCGCAUUUCCGUGA